UUUAGAUUUGAGGACGCGAAAGAGUUCGCGCUGCGACAAUGAGUUCACCGGCAUCGAAGCGACUGCGAUUGUCGACAUCGAGGACCUCUGUCUCGGGUCGGCGACCGAGCGUUUCUGGAGGUCAAUCAUCGCUCCCACGUCCAACAUCUGCGACUGGGCACAGGGCGAGCAGCACGCAACCGACUUAUGAUUUUAUCUCAGGCGGCGCCUCUGACAAUCCUCUACCACCUCUGCGACACUCUAGACUGCGGCAGUCGUCCGUUACGAGGCAAGACCAUAGCCACGAUGAAAACCUGCGAGCCAAGAUCAAUGCUCUAGAAUACGAACUCAAGAAUCUCAACCAAGAACGCGGAUUGUUGGCUCUGCAGCAUGAUAAAGAACUUCGCGAGCAGCAGGCAAGGGCGGAGGCGGACUUCAAAAAAUAUCAGGCUGCGGAAGGUGCUGCACAAAAAGCAAUUCAGCGGCAAGAAGCUGUUGCCCGAGAAUUGCGAGAAGCGCGAGAUCAAUGGGCGAACGAAAAGACCACAUUAGAGCGAAAGCUCCGAGAUCUACAAGACCAAGCUUCGUCACACAAAGAGGAUGCCGAGGACGCCCAAGCACGGCUCGCCGAUGAAGAAAGACAUUACAGACAUCAGCUGGAUGACGUGGAAGGCAAACGUGUCGCGCUCCAAGAGACUGUAGACAGUGUGAAACAAGAGCUGGAAGAGUUGUCUGGGCAAUUUGACGCAUCGCAAGCGAGGUUGUUCGAACGGGAUGCGCAAGUGCAAAGUCUUGAAGCUGAAGUUUCUUCGCUCAAAUCGCACUCCUCGGAUAGUGAAGCACUGACUGUUCUGCAAAAUCAACUAUCCGACCAAGUUGCUCAUAUACGCAAGCUUGAACAGACGAAUAGAGAACAACUGGGCGAACUGCGGCGAUUGCGCGAAACACAGCGAAGUGUUCAAGUGGUCGAAGAGCAGAAACAUGGUCUGGAAAUUGAAAUCCAGGUCCUGAAAGACGUUGAGCGACAACUAAGCGAGGCCCAAAUACAGAAAGAAAUUCUGGAAGACGAGAAGAGGACGUGGACGAGCCUGUUGGAACGCGAUGGUGAAAACGAAUUCGAGUCUCCUGAGGCUGUUGUCAAGGCUCUUAUUCAACAACGAAUCGAAUAUGCAUCAGUAAUGGACAGGUUAGGGAAUAUCGAGAGCGAUUUGACCGAGAAGGACGAAAUCAUCAAGGCGCUGGAAGCCGAUAAAGCAUCCUUAAGAACCGAGGUGGACAAAGCCAAAGCUGCACAAGCUGCACAGACUGAGCCUGCCAGUGACAACAGAGCAUACAAGCGACUCGAUCGUCAACGAGUGCUUGCGGUCAAAGAAGUCGAGUAUCUACGCGCCCAGCUGAAGACAUUCGAUACCGAGGAAACAAUGUUGAUGGACAACCAGAACUUUGACGCGCAACGGUCAGAGCAAAUCAAACAGCUAGAAACUCUCGUCGAUCAAUACAAGGCUGAGGUGCAGAGUUUGCACAGUGAAUUGUCGAAACUUGAGACCACGCCUCCAACAGCCUCCAAGACGGAGGAGCUUCGAGGGACCAAACGAUCCGCUGAAUCGCAGGAGCCGGACGGCGAAAGCAAUGCGCAACUCGGGGCCCUUCUACGCAAGAAUAAGAAUCUACAGAUUGCAUUGCAGAAGACGGCCCAACAAUCUCAGAUGUUGGCCACGGACCUGCAAGCCACCAAAGCACAACUAAAGGCCUUACGGGAUAGUUCCAAGACUCGCAUACUGGAGCUCCGGGAUAAUCCUACGGCACAGGCUGAAACGAUCAAAAUGACCACUUUACGGACGCUGAAAGAAGAGAAUGCUGGUUUGCUGGCGCAAUUGCGUGGCGAAGACCUGCAGGGCAUGAAGGUUGUUCCUGUCAGCACCGUGGACGCCCUUAAACUCGAUCUUAAAGACAUGGAGAUGGUUGUCGCGGAGAAGGAGAAGCGCAUGAGACGCCAACGCGAGAUCUGGACGCAGAAAGCCGCCGAGUUCCGCGAUGUGAUUGCUAGUGUGCUGGGCUACAAGGUGAAUUUCCUCCCCAAUGGCAAAGCAAAAGUAUCGAGCAUGUACUAUGGCAGAACCCACGCUGCCGACGAGGACAGCGAUGAAGAAGAUGACGAGCAUUACAUCGUCUUCGAUGGAGACAAUGGUACCAUGAAGAUCAGUGGAGGUCCCGACGGUGCUUUCGGCGAGGAAAUUAGAGAUCUGGUGAACUUUUGGGUCAAGGAGAAGAAGCAAAUUCCCUGUUUCCUUGCAGCAAUGACUCUGGAAUUCUACGAGAAGUUCACCAACAAUAGCGGGAAGCUAGAUGGGUCUUGAAGAGGAUGAGUAUUGUAGUCUCCCUCGGUAUACAGGGGAUGUGAGAGAACCUACGUCUGAUCACUCAUUAUAACUUCCCUUAUGGAAUGAAUUUAGCAAGCAC
Exophiala oligosperma is the source of this 2439-nucleotide messenger RNA. RefSeq lists its product as uncharacterized. The transcript is spliced from 4 exons. Bases 39 to 2336 code for a protein of 765 amino acids. Gene Ontology annotation, cellular component: nuclear envelope; mitotic spindle; kinetochore. Lineage: Eukaryota; Fungi; Ascomycota; Eurotiomycetes; Chaetothyriales; Herpotrichiellaceae. Gene Ontology annotation, biological process: attachment of mitotic spindle microtubules to kinetochore; mitotic spindle assembly checkpoint signaling. The record is from RefSeq and is a predicted model, not a curated record.